This is a messenger RNA of Doryrhamphus excisus (bluestripe pipefish), 3012 nucleotides long. It is a transcript of the gene fbxw11a, whose product is annotated as F-box and WD repeat domain containing 11a. Lineage: Eukaryota; Metazoa; Chordata; Actinopteri; Syngnathiformes; Syngnathidae. Gene Ontology annotation, molecular function: protein dimerization activity. The record is from RefSeq and is a predicted model, not a curated record.
UCUCUUUCACAGUGUCCUACCCAAUGCUGUGUGCUUGAGCAAAGCGAAUGACGUCUCUGCAUUUGCGGGCCGCCGACGCAGGGCUGGGUUUCCAUUUUCAGAGCGAGUUUCGGGGGGGAUCGUCAACAUGGAGCCGGAGAUGGAAGACAAAACGUUGGAUCUGAUGAACACGUCGGGGAUGGACUCGCAGAACCUCGUGGAUGACCUGUCGCCAAAGAAGAACACAGUUCUCAAGCUUAGUAAUGGUCCUGUUGUGGGCUCCCGCAAGCGCCCGUCAGAGGGGAACUACGAGAAGGAGAAGGAACACUGCAUUGCCCUGUUCGACCAGUGGUCGGAGGCCGACCAAGUGGAGUUUGUCGAGCGUCUGAUAUCCCGAAUGUGCCACUACCAGCACGGCCACAUUAACUCCUACCUCAAACCCAUGCUGCAGAGGGACUUCAUCACUGCGCUGCCAGCCCAAGGCUUAGAUCACAUAGCGGAGAACAUUCUGUCUUUCCUGGAUGCACGUUCACUGUGUGCGGCCGAGCUCGUAUGUAAGGAGUGGCAGAGGGUCAUCUCAGAGGGUAUGCUGUGGAAAAAGCUGAUAGAACGCAUGGUCCGCACUGAUCCACUCUGGAAAGGACUGUCCGAGAGACACCAGUGGGAGAAAUAUCUGUUCAAAAACCGCACAUCAGAAGUCCCACCCAACUCUUAUUAUCACUCCCUUUAUCCCAAAAUCAUCCAAGACAUAGAGACUAUUGAGGCUAACUGGCGAUGUGGCAGACACAAUUUGCAGAGGAUUCAGUGUCGCUCAGAAAACAGUAAAGGGGUUUAUUGUCUCCAGUACGAUGACGACAAGAUCAUCAGUGGCCUUAGGGACAAUUCCAUUAAGAUAUGGGAUAAACAGUCACUGGAGUGUCUGAAAAUACUGACUGGUCACACGGGUUCGGUGUUGUGCCUCCAGUAUGACGAGAGGGUCAUCGUCACUGGGUCCUCUGACUCAACUGUUAGGGUGUGGGAGGUGACAACGGGCGAGGUACUGAACACGCUGAUCCACCACAACGAGGCCGUGCUUCAUUUACGCUUCGCCAACGGCCUGAUGGUCACGUGCUCCAAGGACCGCUCGAUCGCCGUGUGGGACAUGGCCUCCCCGACGGACAUCAGCUUACGUCGCGUCCUUGUGGGCCAUCGGGCGGCCGUCAACGUGGUUGACUUUGACGACAAAUAUAUUGUCUCUGCCUCAGGGGACCGCACCAUCAAGGUAUGGAGCACCAGCACCUGUGAAUUUGUCCGUACUCUAAACGGUCAUAAGCGGGGGAUUGCGUGUCUACAGUAUCGGGAUAGAUUGGUUGUGAGCGGCUCAUCUGAUAACACAAUUAGGUUAUGGGACAUUGAGUGUGGCGCAUGUUUGCGAGUGCUGGAGGGUCACGAAGAGCUGGUGCGCUGCAUCCGCUUUGACAACAAGAGGAUUGUCAGUGGUGCUUAUGAUGGUAAGAUUAAAGUAUGGGACUUGCAGGCAGCAUUGGACCCGCGAGCCCCUGCAAGCACACUAUGCCUGCGAACUCUGGUGGAGCAUUCUGGCCGCGUGUUCCGUCUGCAGUUUGACGAGUUCCAGAUCAUUAGCAGCUCUCACGACGACACCAUUCUGAUUUGGGACUUUCUCAACGUCUUGACCAAUGGCCAGUCAGAAGGGCGGUCUCCAUCCCGCACCUACACUUACAUUUCUAGAUAGCAGGUGGCUCCACCCACCGCACCCUCUCUUGUUGGAGCCCAGGCCUGAUUGGGCUUGAUGGGUGCGUCCAUCAUGGAAAAGGAGCCCAUCUCUCUCUUCCCCCUUCUUCUUCUUCGUCAUCUCUCUGUCCCAACAUCCACGCCCGCUCGCGCCUCCUUCCGGACUCGGACAGGACCUCCAAAAAACGUGUGCCCGUUUUCCACCAGCGCUAAAGAUGCCCGACAGUUGAACCAGCGUCGUUUCACCUUCUACUAAUUUAUGUUUUGUAAAAUACACUAAUGACAGUAUUAACAAACCCUAUAUAAGUCACUUUCCCUCCCCCCCUGAAAAAAAUGUAUGAAGCUUCUGCUCUUGAGUUUUCCACCCCCCCUCAGCCAAAAACAGUCUCGACAGAUAAGGAAUUGCUUCUAGUUCUAUUUAUGUUACACACAAAUGCCCACACAGGGUGGCACAGCGGGACAGAGGAUGGCCGGAGCUGUGACGCAGGAGAAAAGAGACUCUUAAGGCGGCUCCAGGAAAAGCAGGGAAUGAUGAGGCGGAAACGGAGACGGAGGGAGUGCACUCGGAAGACCUCGUGUGUCUUCACUCCUCGCCGUUCCUCAACAUCCAAACCCCCCCCACAACAACAACAACUACUCUCCUUCCUGCCUCAUGUCCCCGCCCCUUCACCCCCCCUUUCUCCCAGGGAUGCACACUAGCUUGGAAUAUGGGGGCACACCUGAAUUGAGUGCGCUUACGUAUGUGGACUCGGAACAGCAAAAAGCGUCGGACAUGCAUGUGAGGUUGCCAUGGAUACAGCGACCUCAGCUAUUUUCUUUCUCUCUAUUCUAUUUUCUUACUGUUUUUUUUUAUAACAGUUAUUUUCUAAUUUUAUUUGAGUAUGUUUUUGGUUGUUAGUACAAAAUCCAUACUAGCCCCCCCCGCCCUCUUUUUUCGCUGUUUUUCUUUCUUUCUUCUAACGUCAUCUCCUGUCCGUUUGUCCCUCUCACUCCAUCUCUGUGCUUGCUUUUGGUUAUGAGAGAAGCUGGAAUUCCUGAGCUCCAAAUUUAGUUGUAAACAGACUUGUCUUGUCAAAAAAAAAAAAAUUGUGUUGUAUAUUAAAAAUGAUUUUUUAAAGAAGAAAAUGACCUUAUUGUGAAUAAAGUACUUGACAGUGAGUGUUGAGCCAACUGUAAUGCGGACGAGUGUCUAAUUGUUAUGUUGUGUGUUUGUGUGGGAACCCAACAGGGCGGAUUUGGACUCUGCUUCCUCCCCCCCCGUUUGCACUUGCAGCACUCAAUAAAAUUUUUGUUUCUUUUGUA